AUGGGAAAUCAGACCUCGGUUACACAGUUCAUUCUCUUGGGAUUUCCGCUCAGCCCAAAGAUGCAGAUGUUCCUCUUUGCCCUCUUCUCCCUGUUCUAUGCCUUCACCCUGCUGGGGAAUGGGACCAUCGUGGGGCUUAUCUGCCUGGACUCCAGACUCCACACUCCCAUGUACUUCUUCCUGUCCCACCUGGCCAUCGUUGACAUUGCCUAUGCCUGCAACACAGUGCCCCAGAUGCUGGUGAACCUUCUAGACCCAGCCAAGCCCAUCUCAUUUGCUGGAUGCAUGAUGCAGACCUUUCUCUUUUUGACAUUUGCACACACAGAAUGUCUGCUCCUAGUGGUGAUGUCCUAUGAUCGGUAUGUGGCCAUCUGCCACCCCCUCCGAUACACUGCCAUCAUGAGCUGGAGAAUUUGUAUCAUCCUAGUGGCGACUUCCUGGAUUUUAGGAGUUCUCUUGGCCCUGGUCCAUCUAGUAUUACUAUUACCAUUGCCCUUCUGUGGAUCUCAAAAAGUAAAUCACUUUUUCUGUGAAAUUAUAGCUGUUCUCAAACUUGCCUGUUCAGACACCCACGUCAAUGAGAUCAUGGUUUUGGCUGGGGCUGUGUCUGUGCUUGUGGGACCAUUUUCUUCAAUUGUGGUCUCUUAUGCUCAUAUUCUGUGUGCCAUCCUGAAGAUCCAGUCACGCCAGGGGCGCCAGAAAGCCUUCUCCACCUGUUCCUCCCAUCUCUGUGUUGUUGGACUCUUUUAUGGUACAGCUAUUGCCAUGUACAUUGGGCCUCAACACGGGAACUCCAAUGAGCAGAAGAAAUAUCUCUUGCUAUUCCAUAGUCUUUUCAAUCCUAUGCUCAACCCACUGAUCUAUAGCUUGAGGAACAAAGAUGUCAAAAGUGCUCUGAAGAGGAUGCUCAUAAAGGAGCAUACCUCUCGGGAGCAUUAA
Messenger RNA from Peromyscus leucopus (white-footed mouse), 939 nucleotides. RefSeq names its product olfactory receptor 13-like. Gene Ontology annotation, biological process: G protein-coupled receptor signaling pathway. The record is from RefSeq and is a predicted model, not a curated record. Gene Ontology annotation, molecular function: G protein-coupled receptor activity; olfactory receptor activity. Gene Ontology annotation, cellular component: membrane. The transcript has a single exon. Lineage: Eukaryota; Metazoa; Chordata; Mammalia; Rodentia; Cricetidae. The coding region runs from base 1 to 939 and encodes 312 amino acids.